Protopolystoma xenopodis is the source of this 255-nucleotide messenger RNA. Lineage: Eukaryota; Metazoa; Platyhelminthes; Monogenea; Polystomatidea; Polystomatidae. The record is from the annotation of a GenBank genome assembly.
AUGAGGCUCGCCCAGCUGUAUCAUGUGAUCGGGGCUGUCAGUGCAUCAACCUCCGCGUUUGGAAGAGGUUUACAUGCUCCUCCUUCCGAUCGCUCUAACCCUCAUCUGGUCCGGACGAUCAGCCUCUUCGCUCCGCCAACACAAACCACACUUUACUUUGCAUCAACGCCUCCUUCCUUUUUUCUGUCGAAUGACGAGCCUGUUCAUCUGCUACUUGGCCUAGAACACCAUCACCGGACGAAUGUACCAUUUUGA